Molecule: messenger RNA, 1946 nt
Organism: Cyprinus carpio (common carp)
Lineage: Eukaryota; Metazoa; Chordata; Actinopteri; Cypriniformes; Cyprinidae
Product: voltage-gated potassium channel subunit beta-1-like
Biological process (GO): transmembrane transport; negative regulation of delayed rectifier potassium channel activity; potassium ion transport
Cellular component (GO): extrinsic component of cytoplasmic side of plasma membrane; cytoplasm; juxtaparanode region of axon
Molecular function (GO): transmembrane transporter binding; potassium channel regulator activity; voltage-gated potassium channel activity
Source: RefSeq, a predicted model, not a curated record
UCAGCUCCUGUUGGGAAAGAGAGCGAGAGUUUCAGAAAGAGAGAGGCAGGCUUUCAUUUGUAAACUCUAAACAAGUGACAAUAAACUAUUCAGUACUUGAGAGCCAAUCCAGAACUCCAUCCUGAUACUCUUUGACUUCCAGGACAAGCUGUGUCAGUUUUUUCCUGCUCAAGUUCUUUUGCAGUUAACAACCAUGCAGGUGUCCUUCGCGUGUACAGAUCACGGGUUGAAGGCCCCGCGCUCCAGCGAGCCGAACAAACAGAACACGUCGAGUCCGAACACGGCCAGCGCAGCGCGGGCACGGUUCCGAACGGUGGCGCUGAUCGCCCGAAGCCUGGGCUCCUUUACUCACAGGCACCACAUUUCCCUGAAAGAGUCCACUGGAAAACUCACUGGCAUGAAGUACAGGAAUCUUGGGAAGUCAGGACUGCGAGUGUCAUGCCUUGGACUUGGCACAUGGGUGACAUUUGGGGGACAGAUUUCAGAUGAGGUGGCAGAGCAGCUGAUGACUAUAGCCUAUGAAAACGGGGUCAACCUAUUUGACACUGCAGAGGUCUAUUCAGCUGGGAAGGCUGAAAUAAUCCUAGGAAACAUUAUCAAAAAGAAGUGUUUAAGGAGAUCCAGUCUGGUUAUCACAACUAAACUGUACUGGGGAGGAAAGGCAGAGACAGAGCGUGGGCUCUCUAGGAAGCACAUUAUUGAAGGUCUGAAGGGUUCUUUGCAGAGGUUACAGCUGGAGUAUGUGGACGUGGUUUUUGCCAAUCGCCCUGAUAGCAACACUCCUAUGGAGGAGAUAGUGAGAGCCAUGACGCAUAUCAUUAACCAUGGCAUGUCCAUGUACUGGGGCACAUCACGCUGGUCAGCGAUGGAGAUCAUGGAGGCGUAUUCUGUAGCGAGGCAGUUUAAUCUGAUUCCUCCUGUGUGUGAACAGGCCGAAUAUCAUUUAUUCCAGAGGGAUAAAGUGGAGAUGCAACUGCCUGAGCUUUACCAUAAGAUUGGAGUUGGUGUGGUAUCCUGGUCUCCUCUAGCCUGUGGCAUCAUCACAGGGAAAUAUGAAAACGGCAUCCCAGAAUCCUCCAGGGCCUCUUUGAAGUCAUACCAGUGGCUGAAGGAGAAGAUUCUGAGCGAGGAUGGCAGAAAGCAGCAGGCGAAGCUUAAGGAACUGACCCACAUAGCUGAGAAGCUCAGCUGUACCCUGCCACAACUUGCCAUCGCCUGGUGCCUCCGUAAUGAAGGAGUGAGUUCUGUUCUCCUGGGGACCUCCAACCCUGCACAGCUCACUGAGAACCUGGGGGCGAUACAGGUUCUACCAAAGAUCACUGCUCACGUGGCCUCAGAUAUCGACAAAAUCCUGGGUAACCGUCCCCAGAGUAAGAAGGACUACCAUCACUAGGCCUUUCUGUGAACCUGUAAGCCUUGAGACUCAGGAUCCCGUUCCAGCCCUCUUGUUUCGGCGGGUGUCCACAGUGUAUGAUUCCCGCCAUUGUGUGUCUGUGUCGACUUCUUCUGCAGAGAGCCAUUGUUACAGUUACAGUAGAACUGCUAAAGUGUUAUGCAUGCUUCUGUUCGACCUAAACCUGAUCUCAACCUUGCAUUAAGGUCUCUGUGGAGACACACUUGCCUGUGAUGCACAGAAGCUCCUGGACUCCCUCGUUUGUGGGGUUUUGUAUUCAGCUGUCAUAACCCAUAUGUGCCAAAGUCAACCUGGUCUUGACCCUUGACCUCCUUUCUGAAAAGGGACGAAAGACAGGCCCUUAUGAAUGGCCCUGAUUACCGUCUGUUAAACACUGUAAGGAAAAUAAAGUAAGGAAAAUGCACUGCAUAUCAUUCUGAGAAUGUACAAACUAAGAACUGUGAUGUAUGGCAGAGCAGCAUGUAGAGUUGAACUGUGUACGAUGUGUGUGCAUUGGUAAAAAUGUGUUGGAUUAAAAAGCCAUGAACAGCAA